Molecule: messenger RNA, 465 nt
Organism: Gossypium arboreum
Lineage: Eukaryota; Viridiplantae; Streptophyta; Magnoliopsida; Malvales; Malvaceae
Product: S-protein homolog 74-like
Exons: 1
Coding region: 1-465 (154 amino acids)
Source: RefSeq, a predicted model, not a curated record
AUGAGCUCCUUUAAUGGUUUCACUCUCCUCCUCCUUGUUUUUGCAUUUACCGUUGUUUCUGUUGAACCACGGCAGGGUUUGCCUACAGAAUUCACAAGGUGGCAUGUCUACGUCGUUAACGGAUUGAGCGAUGGUCGGAUGUUAUUCGUCCAUUGCAAGUCUAAAGACAAUGAUUUAGGUGGUCGAAAUCUUGAUGUCGGAACCAAUUUCACUUGGAGUUUUCAACAACAUAUUUUUCGAAGAACCCUUUUUUGGUGCUACGUGAGUAAAGAUGACAACGACUACGAUGGCGGCGGUGCUCAUGCUUCGUUCAAGGUGUUCUGGCAAGAUGUGCUUUUGUUUCACAAAUGUUCAUGGAAGGAUUGCAUUUGGAUUGCAAAGGAUGAUGGCAUUUAUAUAAAAAAUGUUCCUAGAAACGCCGAUGAGUUUCGUUGGCAAUGGAAACCUGGAUUGCUCCAACACUGA